Molecule: messenger RNA, 609 nt
Organism: Knipowitschia caucasica
Lineage: Eukaryota; Metazoa; Chordata; Actinopteri; Gobiiformes; Gobiidae
Source: the annotation of a GenBank genome assembly
AUGUGGGUGAGGGAGUGGUUUUCCAAAGCCGAUAAAAACAGAGACGGACUGAUGACGUUUAAAGAAGCAAAGACUCUGCUCAAGAUGAUGAACGUGGAGAUGAACGACGACCACGCCCUGCGCCUCUUCACUCUGUCUGAUAAGCUGGGGCGUGGCUCUCUGGACAUGGAGGAGUUUGUCUUCUUCUACAAACUGCUGACGCAGAGAGACGAGGUGUGGAAGGUUUUCCAGGACUUCUCCUCAGACGGAGAGCGCCUCCUGCUGGCCGAGCUCAGCUACUUCCUCUGCAACGAACAGAAGGAGGCGCAGGAGGAGGACCAGCAGGAGAGAGCGGAGGAGAUGAUCCGACUUCCCGCUCUCCCCUUCUCUGUGUCUAUUGAGCGCCACCUCUACCAGCCCCACCUCUACCAGCCCCACCUCUACCAGCCCCACCUCUACCAGCCCCACCUCUACCAGCCCCACCUCUACCAGCCCCACCUCUACCAGCCCCACCUCUACCAGCCCCACCUCUACCAGCCCCACCUCUACCAGCCCCACCUCUACCAGCCCCACCUCUACCAGCCCCACCUCUACCAGCCCCACACCUACCAAAUACAAAAAGCCUUCUGA